GAUACGAGGUGACAGUCCUCGUAUCAGUUAAAAAUCAGUGUAGUGAAUAACACAGUCUUAAAUAAUUUGAAAUUGCUUUGUGCAGAUUUGUUACUAGAAGACAUUUCUGUACUGUGACACAUUGAUUUGUCAGGAACCCUUCUUAAGUAGUAUGUAAUUCUAGAGCAAAUUAUGAAUAAAUUUUUCUGAUACGAGGGUGUAAACAUGUGCAGAAGAAUACAUUUUGAUCAGCUUUACGUAGGCGAGCGACAGCUAGACAGCUAGAAAAGCUGCUUAGGACUGUUUUACAACCAAGUACUUUUAUAUUCUUGUCGGGGAAACGAAUAGUUGUAGUGAAAUACUGUGACUUUAUUAAAAUGGUACUGAAUAUUGCAUCAAAUAUAAAAUUCUGUGAUUUGUGUGAAGUAUGCGAGAAUAUUAAAAAAAGUCCCAAAGAAAAGGCAUGUUUGAUUCUGAGGAAAUACAUCACUGAAUAUAGAAAACUAGGAGAGAGACUGAAAACAGAGGAUCAACAGGCAGAAAUCAGCUUCUAUCCAGUGCUAAGGCUGUUGAUACCGAAGUUUGAUAGAGAAAGAUCAGCAUAUGGUGUUAAAGAACAUGCUCUGGCUAAGAUUUAUAUACGCAUACUUUGUCUUCCUAAAGGUGGGAUGGAUGCAGAAAAACUGCUGAAUUUUAGAUCUCCAAAAGCUGGCGUGAAUCAGGCAGGAGAUUUUGCGGAAGUGGCAUACUUUGUUCUGAAAAACCAUUGCGGAGAAGGAAAGAAAUUUACUGUGGAAGAUGUGAAUUCCCGUCUUGAUGCACUGGCUCAGAAAAAUGCAGCUCAUGAUCGCAGUUGUGCUGACUCAUCCUCUAUAAGUGACAUUCGUCUAUCAAGCUGUUCCUGCCAUCGAGGAGGAAUGGAUGAUGAGUUGACACUAUUAUUAACUGGAAUGUCUAAAAUGGAACAGAAGUGGUUAAUCAGGAUGAUACUGAAGGACAUGAAGCUUGGUGUUGGCCACAUUGGUAUUUUCAACGCAUUUCAUCCUGAUGCCUCAGCACUGUAUGAUGUAUCAAAUGAUCUAAGCAAGGUCUGUACCCUCCUUCAUAACCCAGACAGGCGCCUGCAUGAAGUGGAAAUAACUAUCUUCUCUCCUGUUCGACCAAUGUUGUCUGAACAGUGUGAUGUUCAGAAGGUGGAAAACUGCAUGAAGAACAGUGCCUUUUAUUAUAUAGAGACAAAACAUGAUGGAGAAAGGUUUCAGAUUCAUUUUAUGACUGGCAAAUUCAAGUAUUUUUCAAGAAAAGGCUUUGACUAUACAUACAUUUAUGGCAGCAAUGCAAUGACAGGAGUUCUCACGCCACUGUUGUCGAAACAGUUGCAACCUGGUGUUCAAAGUUUCAUUAUUGAUGGAGAGAUGAUGGUCUGGGACAAGAACAUUGUCGCAUUUCGAUCCAAAGGUGACAACAUUGACGUCAAGUCAUUACAACCAUGCUAUUGUGUGUUCGACAUACUUUUUUAUAAUGGUGAAGUUUUGACUAAUAAGCCAUUGUGUGACCGUAUCAAAUAUCUCAACAGUCUCAUUACUCCUUGUGAAGGGGUUGUGUUACAAACAGAAAGAAAUAUAGUGAAGACCAAGGAUGAAGUGAUAGAAUGUUUAAAUGAAGCCAUUGACAAUAAAUUAGAGGGAAUAAUCCUUAAAGAUCCAGAGUCAGUGUACAAACCAAACUCGAGGAAAGCUGGAUGGUUCAAAAUAAAGCCUGAGUAUACAGGAGGUUUAAUGGAUCAAGUGGAUGCCAUAAUUAUUGGUGGUUACUAUGGUGAUGGGCGAAGAAGAGGAAUCGUUAGCCACUUUCUUUUGGCUGCAGCUGUUUCAAAAGAUGGAGAGCCAGAGGAGUUCCACUCCUUAGUACGUGUUGGUUCAGGGUAUACAAUGGCUAAGCUUGAGGAACUUAUACAGAAGAUGAAACCACAUUGGAGGAAAUGUUCUCCUGGGGAAUGCCCUCCAGGUAUUAUUUGGACAAAAGAGAAACCAGAAGUAUGGAUAGAGCCAAAAAAUUCUUAUAUUUUGCAGAUAAAAGCAACAGAAAUUGUUGAAAGUAGCUCAUUUAAAGUAGGAUAUACUUUACGGUUUCCACGAGUGGAAGAAAUACGCUAUGACAAAAAGUGGACUGACUGUAUUACUGUGUCAGAACUGACAGACUUAUGGCAAAGGGCAUCAGGGAAACUCUACAGUCGGCAUGCUUACUCUAUUGAUCCUGAGGCAUCUUCUCCCAAAAAGAAAAGAACUUCGAACCACCAGCCGCAGCUUGGAAAGCAGUUCUGCAGUGCAGAUGUUUCAACUGCUACAAUCAAAUCAACUCUCUUAGAGGGAAAGGAAUUCUGUGUCAUGUCUGACUACAAUGGCAUGACAGUGCAACACAUUGAAACACAAAUUUAUGAAAAUGGAGGAAAAUUUGUCAAAAAUCCAGGUCCUACUACAUUUUGUGUGCUAGCUGCCGAAAAAAACAUUCGAGUGCAAAGUCAUUCCAAUUCAAAGCAGUACAAUGUUAUACACACAGAAUGGCUUUUAAAUAGUGUAGCAAGUCACAAGCUACUUCCAUGGACUCCUCAAAAUAUUAUUAGUGUGACUCCAGAAACUGAAAGAGAAAUAAUGUUGCAAUAUGAUGUAUUUGGCGACAGUUAUACUGAAAUAUCCACUAAAGAAAACUUGAAAGAACUGUUAUCAAAACUGGAAUCUAAGGUUUCUGUUCAGAAGAUAUCAGUUCACGAAAUGGCAGAUAUGGACAUAGAACUGUUUUCAGGACCAAGUCCAAUGGGAAUUUUUAGGCUAUGCAUUGCAUACUUUGAUAUACCCUCUGAGGAUGACUUUGAAGCCUUUUGUGUAAGGAAGAGUCUUGAACUGCAGAAAUUAGAUUUUGAAUAUUACGGGGGAAUAGUGAGCAACAUGAUUGAUGAUGGAACUACACAUGCUGUUGUACACUCAAGGUGUCAAACAAGGCUUGAAGAGAUCAAAUUAUUAAAUAGAGACAGAAGGAAAAAAAUUCAUAUAGUUAAUGAAAAAUGGAUUAAAGACUGUGUGGACCAACGUCAUCAGAUGGAUGAAAGAAACUACUGAUCAUGUAUUGUGUGUGUGUUAAACAGUAUUCAUUAAAUAAACUGUUACAGUUUUGUAUACCAGUUUAUAUUAAAGAGUUAAAAUUA
Messenger RNA from Schistocerca americana (American grasshopper), 3181 nucleotides. It is a transcript of the gene DNAlig4, whose product is annotated as DNA ligase 4. Gene Ontology annotation, biological process: double-strand break repair via nonhomologous end joining; DNA recombination; nucleotide-excision repair, DNA gap filling. Gene Ontology annotation, molecular function: DNA ligase (ATP) activity; DNA binding; ATP binding. The coding region runs from base 357 to 3095 and encodes 912 amino acids. The transcript has 17 exons. Gene Ontology annotation, cellular component: DNA ligase IV complex; DNA-dependent protein kinase-DNA ligase 4 complex. The record is from RefSeq and is a predicted model, not a curated record. Lineage: Eukaryota; Metazoa; Arthropoda; Insecta; Orthoptera; Acrididae.